Molecule: messenger RNA, 1767 nt
Organism: Trachemys scripta elegans
Lineage: Eukaryota; Metazoa; Chordata; Testudines; Emydidae
Gene: SFXN4
Product: sideroflexin 4
Exons: 14
Coding region: 441-1403 (320 amino acids)
Biological process (GO): mitochondrial transmembrane transport; monoatomic ion transport
Cellular component (GO): mitochondrial inner membrane
Molecular function (GO): monoatomic ion transmembrane transporter activity
Source: RefSeq, a predicted model, not a curated record
CACUAAGCAUCCAAAUUCCUUUAUAAUUCAGAAGGAAUGAGGUGCCCACCUCCCCAUGGUCCUUUUGAAAAUCCCCCCCUCUCUAUGUAACUUGGGGUGGGGGGUAUCCCGGGCACAGAGGUGUGGCGCACAGAGAAUUAACCUAGGGCUGGGGUUGGAGGAAGGGGCUGUCUCUGGCCAUGCAGCGGCUUGAGCGGCGGCUUUCCCUCGUUUCAGCUGCUCCAGCCAUUUCUAUCCAUGUUUCUGCGCGCAUCCAGCUAGUGCGGUGAAAGGCGGCUCAGGAGCCCGAGCUACGGCGACCACCACCCGGCAGGACGAGAUCUAAGCGGCCUGCGCCCGCCAGCAACGGGGAAAGGAAAGCGGCUGCCGGGAGUGUGCAGCAGCCGGAGCCUCCCCGCGGCAGGACCUUUUCCGGCGCGGCACAGCUGCUGCUCAGCCUCAUGGACGUGAACUUGCAAUUCUGGAGCACGGAGGGCAAAUCUUUUUUCCAAAGAUUUCUUCACUGGGCAGAUAUUUUAGACCCUACAGUCUUACUGAAUUCUAAUGAAAAAAUAGAAAAAUCCAGAUUACUCUUACAAACCAAUGCUCAAACUCUUCAAGAGCUUUUACAGGACAAAAAGGUAAAAGAAGCCUGGAAGCUGAGUCUGUCCUCUGUGCACCCUGGUACUGGCGAGAUAAUUCCCCUUGUGUUUAGACCACCAGCUUUCCUGCCCUUAGCCACCCCACUGAUUUUUGCUAGUUUACUACCACACAGAGGAGCAAAGCAAGCAAUUAUUUGGCAGUUCCUAUUUCAUGCUUACACUGCUGGAUUCACCGUAGCAAAUGGAAAUGCUACAGUUAAAGCUGAAGAAACUGCAUUGCCACAAAAGCAACUCCUUAUGUACACAGGUGCCGUCUCUUAUUCAGCAUGUAUGGGAGCAUUUCCUUACUUUGUCAUGACACAACAUAAACUGAGUGGUCCUAUGCAAACAUUCUUCAAAAGAAUUUUACCCAUUCCACUUCUUGCCUGCCUGAGUGUAUUUAAUGUGAUGAUUGUCCGAGGAAAUGAGUAUGAGAAUGGAAUUGAAGUUAUGGACAAGAAUGGCAAGGUCAUAGGAGUGUCACAAAAAGCUGGGCUGAAGGCAGUACAAGAGACAGCUUUAUCAAGAGCAGCCUUGUUUGGGACAGCAGUAAUUAUUCCAGAGUCACUUCUCUACUUCUUGUACCGCACAAACUUUUUACUCAGAAAUCCACAUGCUUUGACCCCACUGAGACUGAUUAUGACUGUUUCAGCAUUGGGUGCGAUGCUACCAGUUUCAUUCAGUGUAUUCCCGCAGUUGGGAGAGAUAAAACGAGAUGACCUUGAAAAAGAGAUUUUGUCAUCCACAGAAGAAACUGAGCUUUUUUACAACAGGGGAGUUUAGGAAAUGGCUUUAACUUUUAAGUGUGCUUUUGAUGAAACUGAAUUUGUACAUCCAUACAAGGCUUCAAACCUAAAUCAAUGUGUCUAGUGUAUUUUUGAAUAGAAGUCAUGGGGGGGGGGGGCUUCAGACCGGGCUUGGAACAGUACAUUUUUAAAUGGACAGACUAAUCUAAACCAUCUGCAAGAUCCCCCAUACAACCCUGUGUGUGAAAAUAGCUUAAUAAUGCCUAUACUUUACAUGUGAUUAACUUCAGAAAGAGAAAAAUAUUGUAUAACUGUACCCAUCAGAAACAUCAGCAUUCUGUACUUUCUCCCAAGGCAAUGUCGUUGAUUCCCUACUUAUUAAAACCUAUAACUACAUAUUA